This is a messenger RNA of Musa acuminata subsp. malaccensis (wild Malaysian banana), 1287 nucleotides long. RefSeq lists its product as uncharacterized. The record is from RefSeq and is a predicted model, not a curated record. NCBI's taxonomy places the organism in Eukaryota, Viridiplantae, Streptophyta, Magnoliopsida, Zingiberales, Musaceae.
AGAAAAAAGAAAAAGGAAAUUAAGUGAGAAGCCCACAUGUUGAAGUAGAAGUGGUUUGGGUGCGAAACGAGUGGCCCUUCCCUCACACUCUGUUUGCUUAAAAAUGGCUUUUUUAAGCCAGGGUCGCCACCGCCUUCCCCUUCCCCUUCCCCUGGCCUACAAACCCUACCGACCCUCCUCUCCCUCGCCCCAGUUCUGCCGUAAUCGCGUCCCUCUUUCCCCUCUCAAACCUUUCAAGAAUAUCUGGACGGUCCAUGAAUCAUUUUCCCUCUCCCAAUUCGCGAUUCCUGUUCUCCGUUUCCGCCCUAGGAUUUCGGUCGGCGACGCUGAGGAGUGCGCCCAUCGAGAACUGGGAGAUGGGGGCGGGAUUUUGUUGGGUUCCGAGGAUCUGGGGGAUGAGGGCCAAGUGUUCAAGAAGACGCUGCGGCUGGUGGAGUGCGCCAUGUUCGCGUCCGUCGCUGGCCUCGCCUACUUCUUGAGCAACUCUCUUGCUAUCGAGAAUUACUUCAGUUGUUUCUUUUCCUUGCCUAUAGUGAUCUCUUCAAUGAGAUGGGGAGUGGCAGCCGGCAGAAAGACCAUGGUGGCUACAACUAUGCUAUUGCUUACUCUAUCAGGUCCAGUUAAAGCAUCUACGUACAUGCUUAUGCAUGGAGUAGUUGGUCUGGCUAUCGGCACUCUGUGGAGACUUCGUUUUAAUUGGGUUACUUCGAUUGCUCUUUGCACACUUGUUCGUGCACUGGGGGCUGUUGGAUAUGUCUUGUUAUCGUCAUUCUUAAUUAGAGAAAACAUACUUGCCCUGAUCACAAUCAACAUUCAUGCUUCUCUAACAUAUAUACUCACGGCUAUGGGAGUGAAUACAAUCCCAUCGAUGAAUGCCAUAUAUUUAAUCUUUGGUAGCUUGCUCCUCCUGAACUGUGGAUUCUUUGUUCUCUUGCUGCACAUUCUAUAUGCAAUAUUUCUUGCCAAGCUGGGACUAAAGGCUUCUUUGACACUUCCAGCAUGGUUGGAGAAUGCAAUCUAACAGCUGCAGACAACUCUAGUGGCUACAUUAUAUGUGUCCUCAAUAUCCUUGUAUAAUUCAUUCUUCAAUGUAACACAUUCUCAUUGCCAUACUUGAUUAGUACAGGUAGAAGACAAAAUCUUAAAUGCCACACUGGUAGUCACUGUUUUGGGUUAAAUUCUAAAGCACCAUGUAAAGUAGGGUGUGCUAAAUGCUGCCCUCACUGUUCUGUCAACUCUUGGAAUCUACAUGCAUCAGGACGGCUGUUUCUUAGCCAGCAUCAAACU